ACGUAUGACGUCAUAAAGGAAUGUGUCUCGCGAAAGUAGUGGCUCUACUUCUAGGGCCCAGUUUGAAAGAGCUCACAGGCCGCGUGUAAUAUCUUGACAAUGGCAGUCAUAUUGAUUUUGCGUCACAAUGGCAACUGAAGGUACAGAUGUUCAAGACGCCAUCGAAACCUCCGCUGAAGAUGGGAGAAAUGGGCCGCCCCUGGAGAUGGAGUUGGUGGCACUAGGUGAUACAUCUUCAGCGACUGACGAACCCACAAAGGUCGCGAGUUGUCACAGUGAAGUCGAGCAGGAGACAUCAUUUGAUACACAACAUGAGAGUGCUGAUACACAAGAUGACACAUCAAGCUCGGAACUUCCUGCCGACCCGGCGCAGCUGAGCGACACCACCUCCAAUGGGCCGUUGUUACGGGUGGUGAGGCCAGACAGCGUCGAUGUCAGCUCCGCAAGUUCCAACGAAUCCAUUGUCUGUAGAAUAUGCCAACUCUCCCAAAAGGAAACAGGAGAAGCUAUGACGGCUACAUCAUGUGAGUGCCGAGGAGGACUGGAAUCAGUGCACAGGUCUUGCCUCAUUCAGUGGGUCACCUACAAGCGCGACAACACGUGCGAGCUGUGCGGAGUUGUCUUCCCUUCUGUAUCACCUCCGCCAAGGACGGCGUCCAUGGAACGACAACAGAGGCGGAUAGAAGCAGUGUAUCAGCAAUAUUCCCAACUCCGGCCAAUGACUCGCCGCAAGAGGGCGUUCCUAGGUUCCCUGUCCCUGUUUCUCGCCCUUACGACGUCGGCAACGGGCAUCCUCACCGUCAGCACAGAGCGAGAGUUCCACCGCAUCGACCUUGACCCUUGGAGCACCGGUCAAGCCAGGAUGGACUCCUACAUAACAUUUUCAAUUUGUUUGUCUUUCCUGCUGUUCUGUGCGACCUUGACCGUGGGGGUGCUGCUGGUGUGGUUGGCGCUGGAGGGAAGCUACUUCCGGCGACGUCAACGGUUCUACGCCUUUGCUGCCCGCCUCGCUCAACAAGAGAGCGUGCUCGGAAUGUAUGCACAGUACGUUUAGAAUAUUUAGCGUCAUUAACUGGAAAGGGAUGUCUUCGCGAUAGUAAUAUAUUUUGGUUAAGUACACGUUCAAUUUUGUAAAUAACUUAAUGAUCUUUCUCUUGUACAACAGUCAGAUGGCUCCGCACAUCUUGUUUAUAAUUAGAGACAUUUUGUGUUGUUGCCAUGUCGCUAAAAGCCUAUCGGAAAAGAUAUACUGAAAGGGUAUAAUUUGUAGGUAUUUUUAAACUCGUAUUAUUUAUACGAAGGAGUGUCUCCGUGAUAGUAAUUUAUUUUGCUAAAGUAUACAUUUAAUUUUGUAAAUAACUUAAGGAUCUUUCUCUUGUACCACACUGAGAUGGCUGCGGACAUCUUUCUUUAAUUAGAGACAUUUUGUGAAGUUGCCAUGUCGCUAAAAGCCUAUCGGAAAAGAUAUACUGAAAGGGUAUAAUUUGUAUUGUUAACUCGUUUUAUCUAAAGUUGAACCAUUUUGUUCAUGCUGAAAUGUGUGUAAUAGUGUGACAGCUGAUAUGUUUCAGCGUUCAGUUGUUUUAUCUCAAAAUUGACCUGAAAGGAGUGUAUUUUUUCAAAGUUCUCACACAGCGCAGGUGAACUUUGUUGCUGGAUAAUAACAAAAGUUUCUUAAUUGUCAUAUACCUUUCUCUUGGUUGAGAUACAAUGUAAUA
Molecule: messenger RNA, 1718 nt
Organism: Haliotis rubra (blacklip abalone)
Lineage: Eukaryota; Metazoa; Mollusca; Gastropoda; Lepetellida; Haliotidae
Exons: 4
Coding region: 128-1054 (308 amino acids)
Biological process (GO): protein ubiquitination
Molecular function (GO): ubiquitin-protein transferase activity; zinc ion binding
Source: RefSeq, a predicted model, not a curated record